Molecule: messenger RNA, 1977 nt
Organism: Aphanomyces invadans
Lineage: Eukaryota; Oomycota; Saprolegniomycetes; Saprolegniales; Verrucalvaceae
Exons: 9
Coding region: 18-1523 (501 amino acids)
Biological process (GO): chromatin remodeling; regulation of transcription by RNA polymerase II
Cellular component (GO): nuclear chromosome; nucleus
Molecular function (GO): DNA binding; transcription coregulator activity
Source: RefSeq, a predicted model, not a curated record
CAGAUUCAGAGAUCGGGAUGUCGGGGCGACUGGGGCCGCCUGGGGCGGACUUUGCGCACUUGCAGCAGGACAAUGCUGAGAUUGAACGGUCAAUGCUUGCGCAAGAAGUAGAAGCGCUGCGAUCACGACUAGGCCUCCGGCAAGUGGACGUGUCCAAGGAAUGUGGCGUCAACGCGUCGAUGCUGUCGCAAUGGAUGCUUGGACGAUACAAAGGGAACAUUGCGCGAAUCAAUGGGUUGAUGGAAAGCUGGCUUGUCAACCGCCGCGGUGGCAAACCACUUGACAAAUCCGCCAUGGUCCUUCAAGCGCCACUUCGCGUGCCUACCGCCGGGGAUGGCAUGGACGGAUUCCAUCACCUCUCGAAGCGGAAGCCACUCGUCCACCUUGCCGAACGUCCGCUGUACAAGUACCCCAAGAUCACGCACAAUAGGUCGUCCCUUGUGCCGAUACGACUGGAUGUGGAUGUCGAUGGCUACCGAUAUAUCGAUUCGUUUGCGUACAACAUCCACGAGAGUGACUUCACCUACGAAACGUUUUCAGCUUCGCUGAUCCGAGAUCUCGACUUGCCCGAUUGCUUCUACGUACCGAUUGCAAACGCGAUCCGGCAGCAGGUGGACGCGGCAGUCCCGCUCCUCGCGGAGCCAAAAGCCACGGACCCUUCAACGUCAUCGCUCGUUCCCAUCCACAUCAAACUGCGGCUACACGAUACGAUUGUGCUCGACUCGUUUGAGUGGGAUGUCUCCAACCCAUCCAACAGCCCCGAGCACUUUGCCGCGACGUUUUGCGCCGACAUGGGCCUAGACGACGGCGAGUUUCAAGUCCAAAUCGCGCUCUCCAUUCGAGACCAACUGCUUGCGUAUGCAAAGAAGGCGGAAGCACAGCCUCCCCAAACCCGGAACCCGUCCGUUGUGCCGCCCCAUCCUCUCCGCGAUUUUGACGAGGCCAAGCAGUGGGAGCCCAAAGUUCGCUAUGUUGUCGCAGAUGACAUUGCCGUCCUCGAGCGCGAAGAUUUCAAGCGCAUGCGGCCGACGUCGUCGAUGCCCGCGCCACUGCAGCCGUCCGUGAUGCCCUACUUCCCCGUGCGAACUGCAUCCAUGUUUGCACACACUCCAAGUUUCCCAGGCGGCACGACGGGGGCCAUAGUGACCAACAAGCCGAAUCGCCCGCCCAAGCCCGUCAACACAUUCCUCAUCUUUUGCAGGCAAUGGCGAAAGAAGCUAAUGGCGCAAAACCCCACAGCGAGCGCCAAGGAAGCAUCCAGGCUCUUGGGAGAGAUGUGGCAAAAGCUCACGGAAGAGCAGCGCGCGAGCUACCAGCCCUUAGCCGACAAGGAAAAUGCCCAGCGCAUGGCCGAGUGGAAGCUCAAGGAGAAGAACGCGGGGAUGACGACAGCCCAGCCCAUGUCGGAUGCAAGCAAGACGCCUGCAACUUCUGAUGCGGCACAGGCGGGCAUCGCGGCCGACGACGACGACGAGCUGGACAUGGACGACGAAGAUGGAGACUCAGAGGAAGACGAAGAAUAAAGUUAUUACUUGGUGUGUGCGGCGCCAUCUAUGGAAGGACAGUGGGUUCGGUGGCUGUCGUCGCUCCGGUGGGGGCGUUACGCCACUUGCUCUGCGCGUAAUGAUUCUCCAAUUCGAACAAGGCGGCCGCGACGUCCGAGCACAAGUGUUCAAUGGACGUGUCGACGUCAUCGCACUUCUCCUUGAGGGACUCGUAUGUCGCGUCCACCUGCUGGUUGAUGCCUUCGAAAUCGUUGAGUGUCAGGGACAGCUUGAGUUCCGCGAUCAGUUUCAACAGCGACUCCCCUGCAUGGACUAACGUCGUCGCAUACACGGAGCUCUGUAGCGCUUGUCUCGACGUCUGCGUCCGGUCCUUGAUUUUGCUCACCGUGACCAGGCCACGGUAAUUCUCGAUCAGCGACUCGACGUUGUUGUCCAAGCGGCGGCGGAAGUCUUCCGCCAUCGGUAAAUCCAC